AUGACCAGGCCUGGGGCUGAAGAUGAGGAGUUCAAGCAGUGUGUUGGUGUUUCACGGCAUCCUGGAGUUGACCCCAACAAGGAGCGCCGGGAGGCUGUGAAGCGGAAGAUCACACAAUACCUGAGGCGUGCGGAGGAGAUCUUCAACUGCCACCUCCAGCGGGCUGCAGGGGGUGGCAACCCCACCGGCACGGGUUACAGCAGCCUGCGCUUCCGGCCGAUCAGGACGCUGAGCUCAGCAGUGGAGAACCUGAGACGGUGUAAGGUUGUGGGAGUGAUCGAUAAGGUGCAGAUCGUCCAGGACCCAGCCACUGGUGGGACCUUUAUACUUAAGAGCCUCCCCAAAUCCCACACUGAGACGCGUGAGCGACAGACCAUCAUCCCUCAUGGGGUCCCCUUCAUGGUCAAGCUACUGUGCUACUAUGUGAGUGAGGACUCUAUCUUCCUCCACCUGGAGCACGUGCAGGGGGAGAUGCUGUGGUCUCACCUCCGCUCCAAGUACUGUGUCCAGCAGGGCUCUGCCGAUUCAAACACCGUUCAAGCCAGCAGCCAAGUGUCCAUCUUCUCUGCUCAGACAGGCAGUGGCCCCACAGGCUCUGUGACCCACCGAGUACUGGGAAACACCAAUGCCUUGCCUGCUCAGGAGCCGUCCCCUGACCCCAUGGACCCCGGCUCAGGGAACCACUGCCGGCUUCGCCUGGUUCCCACCGGUGCCACGAGGACUGCACCUGGAGGGCAGGAUCUAAGUGUGACCCAGGCUAUGUCUGGCGUCAUGGACCGUGUUCCAGCAGCAUUAGCCAAAGGCUCCGGACACCUUACCAACCAGGGCCUGGUCAUCUACCCCAUGGACGCUCUAACCAGCAGCACAGGCUGCAUUUCGGAGAGAGCAGCCUCCCAGCAAGACCACAGGCCACAUGCCGGUGAAAGGCUUCCCCAGACACCCAUCCCUGAAUGGAAGACUGUGAGAGGGAGCCAGUCAGGGGCAGGGGAGCCGCCGUCUCAGCCAGUGUCUGAGGUCCCCUGGGCUCGGCCUCUCCUGACCUCCUUGGGUCAGAGGCAGCUUCAUGCAGGAGUUGCCCCGACCAGCUCUGGCAAGCCCCGUGGGGCUGACCCAGUGGUGCGGGAGCCCUCGUGGGGAGCAAGCCUGACCUGUGGCCAGCUCAGGGAGCAGCUGCGCCCUGGACAGUGCCGGAGAGCGUGGGCUGUGAAUGAGGAGCAGGUGCAGCUGUGGGCAGCGGAAAUCCUCCUGGCCUUAGAGGGACUUCACCAACAGGGUGUACUGUGCCGGGACCUCAACCCCAGGAACCUGCUGCUUGAUGCAGCCGGUCACGUCCGUAUCACCUUCUUUGGCCAGUGGACAGAGGUGGAGCCCCAGUGCUGCAGCCAGGCACGGGAAGAGCUGUACAGUGCCCCAGAAGUUGGGGGGAUCGCGGAGCCCACCGAAGCAGCUGACUGCUGGAGCUUUGGCUCUCUCUUGUACGAGUUGCUGACAGGCACGCCACUGUCCCAAAACCACCCUUCAGGGAUUCAACCUCACACCCAGUUGCAUCUGCCAGAGGGGCUCAGCCUGGCCGCUGUGUCGCUGCUCACCGAGCUGCUACAGUACAAUCCAAAGCGCCGUUUGGGCUCUGGAGGAGGUGGCAUGGCGAAGCUGAAGUCCCACCCCUUCUUCAGCACCAUCCCGUGGAACAAGCUGGUGGGCUAGGCAGGCUGUCCUUCCCGUGGGAGCUGGGCCACGGGGCCACUGUCCCUGGCACUUGUGACCACAGGCAGCAGUGGCAGCUCUGCCUGCUGGGGGAGGUUUGCCUGCAAGGGCUGCCCUGGGGUGGGGCAUGCAUGAGGUUUUGCAGCCUUACAUGUUCUUCUGUCUCUGCUUGUGUUUGUUGGCGUCCCUGAGAGAGGAGGCUGUGGUCUGGGCCAGGCUGUCUUCUCCUCUAGGUUCUCCCUGGUGACAAAGGAAGCCCAAGGUGCCCACCCCUGGGGAGAGGGCUCACCUUCCAGGGCAUCCUUUGCUCAGCUUAGCACUGCGACCUAGGACUCCUACCUGCUGCUACCACGGUGACCCCCUGCCCUGUUAUUUUGUGGCUUCCAAGUUCAUCUCCUCCAGGCCCUGCUGGCUGGUGCCCGAGCCUGGGGUUUGGGCCCAUCCCUGGCUGCAUGUGUGUGUGUGGGUAAUGCCUGCUGUGAGGGCGAGAUGGGAGGGAGCCCUCUGCUCUUCUUCCCCCAGCCUGCUGAGAAUAAACCACUCUUUUAUCACUUGCAGAAGUGUCCUUUUGUUUCUGAGCUGGGCCGGGGAGACCUGGGCUGAGCGAGCAGGGCAGGACCCAAAUCUGUCUCAAACCUGCAUGGGAGCCAUGGGUUGGCGUCACCCACUGGCUAUCAGCACCCUGCAGCCAAAACCCAGAAGGUGGCACUGAGUUCCUGGUCCCCCUGUGCCCCUGCCCCACACAGCCAUGCGGCUGCAGCUCAGAGUUAGGAAAAUGCACAGAGUGCCUGCCUUUUCUUCCAGCCUUGACUGUUGUAGCCAUUGCCCGUUCUGGCUCCAGCCUGUCCGUCCUGCU
Messenger RNA from Egretta garzetta (little egret), 2560 nucleotides. RefSeq names its product ribosomal protein S6 kinase like 1 (gene RPS6KL1). The transcript has 10 exons. Lineage: Eukaryota; Metazoa; Chordata; Aves; Pelecaniformes; Ardeidae. Gene Ontology annotation, molecular function: protein kinase activity; ATP binding. The record is from RefSeq and is a predicted model, not a curated record. Gene Ontology annotation, biological process: protein phosphorylation. Bases 1 to 1704 code for a protein of 567 amino acids.